This is a messenger RNA of Phytophthora sojae, 885 nucleotides long. RefSeq lists its product as hypothetical. The transcript has 4 exons. The record is from RefSeq and is a predicted model, not a curated record. Gene Ontology annotation, molecular function: nucleic acid binding. Lineage: Eukaryota; Oomycota; Peronosporomycetes; Peronosporales; Peronosporaceae. Bases 1 to 885 code for a protein of 294 amino acids.
AUGCCAUAUCGCAAGAACUCCCUCGAAGAACGCCAAAGGGUCCUGACGGCGGCCAAGCACUUCGAAGACUGGGCCCUCACUGCCAAACUCAACGGCGUGCCGUAUCCAACGGCUUGGAGAUGGGUAACAGAGGCGCGGAAGACGAACCACUGGACGGCGCUGAAGGUCAAGUUUGACGUCGAUUUUUCGACUCAGACUGUGCGUAAUGCCCUCGACGCCGUUUGCUUCACGCUCAAGAAGACCCAUGCCGAGCCCGCAGCGAUGAAUACCGAUAGGGUCAAGGCGCUUCGUCGGGAGUAUGUCGCAAAGAUUAUCAAGGCCCAGGCUCAACGCAAGCGCAUUCUGUACUUCGACGAAACAAAUUUUAAUUUGUUCUGCACACGCACGUAUGGAUGGAGUCGCCGUGGAAGCCGUGCUGUCGUCGUCCGGUCUGGACCCCGCGGAGAAAACCUCAGCGUGAUCGCGUGCAUUUCUGCUCACGGUUUGGAGCAUGUCGAGUAUCGGCUUCUCGACGGACUCAUGGAUGCUGGCGUCUCCAUGAUCGACUGCGUGGUCGUGUGCGACAACGCUUCGAUCCACACCAACGUCGAAGACAUUCUACACCGCGCAGAGUACGCGGGAUCGCCGAUGUUGAAUCCGAUUAAAAACGUUUUCUCCGUUUUCAAGUCGGAGGUGAAGGCGUAUCUCUCGGCCGAGCGCGACGCGAUUCUGCGUGCUCCUCCUGGACAAACGAAGUCGGCGCAUCGGGCCGAAUAUCUACUGCGGGCGGUGAGGCAAAAUAUGUGCGUCAAAGUAACCUCCGAUCUGUGUGACAGCGAAGCUGCCCACACACUGUCUUUCCAUCCUGCUGCUUUGGUCGCAGACGACAUGCCAGUCGGGGUUUAA